GCUUCCCUUCCAUCCUCACUCCUCACUCGCAAAAUUCAUUAAGCCAAAGCGGGAGAGGUAGAGAAACAGAAACAGAAGCAUAUAUAAUACAAACAAAAUGCCUUUAGCUCCAUCUUUAACUCUGGUCUCCAAAUGUACUGUCUUUCCUGACCAGAAAUCCACCAUGGGAGACCUUAAGCUUUCAGUUUCUGAUCUUCCUAUGCUUUCUUGCCACUAUAUUCAAAAGGGUGGUCUUUUCACUCGCCCUCCUAUUUCUAUCGAAUCCCUGAUUUCUUCGCUCAAAUGUUCUUUAUCCAGAACUCUUACUCAAUUUCCUCCUCUUGCCGGUCGCUUCAGAACUGACUCCAACGGUUACGUUUACAUAACCUGCAAUGACGCCGGGGUUGAUUUCCUUCAUGCUACCGCAACUCAUAUCUCUGUUUAUGAUAUUCUGUCUCCAAACUACGUGCCGGAUUGUGUCAAGACUUUUUUCGCUUUUGAUCGGACUGUCAGUUACGAUGGGCACUAUAAGCCAUUCUUGGCAGUUCAGGUGACCGAGUUAGCUGAUGGAGUUUUCAUUGGCUGUGCUUUGAACCAUUCAGUUACUGAUGGAACUUCGUUUUGGAAUUUCUUUAAUACUUUUGCCGAAUUUUCAAGAGGAAUAAAGAAAAUCUCGCGCCAGCCCGAUUUUUCAAGAAAUUCGGUUUUGGUAUCGCCGGCGGUCCUUCAAGUACCUGAAGGUGGCCCUAAAGUAACGUUUGAUGAAAAUGCGCCGUUAAGGGAAAGAAUCUUUAGCUUCAGCAGAGAAGCACUUUUGAAGCUUAAAGCAAGAGCUAAUAACAAGAAAUGGAUUGAUAAUUCGGGCAUUGAUGCUGUUGAAUUAAUGGGUAAACAAAGCAACGAUCCGUUUCAUCAUCAAAUUAAUGGGAAGAUGAUGACUAAAAUUCUUGAAAGUUUUUACAAGAACGCCGUUUCGAAACCGCAAGAAACGGAGAGCAACGGUUCUGCGGUUGCGGCGGUGGAGAUUUCUUCAUUCCAAUCUUUAUGCGCGUUGCUGUGGCGUGCGGUGACGAGGGCGAGGAAGUUGAAUCCUAACAAAACGACGACAUUUAGAAUGGCGGUGAAUUGCCGCCAUCGAUUGAAUCCAAAACUGGAUCCUCUAUAUUUCGGGAACGCUAUCCAAAGCUCACCCACUUACGCAUCAGCCGGUGACGUACUGUCUCGCGAUCUGCGAUGGUGCGCGGAGCAAUUAAAUAAGAACGUGCAGGCACAUAACGACGGAACGGUGCGUCGUUUCAUAGAGACUUGGGAGGAGAAUCCACGGUGUUUCCCGUUGGGGAACUUUGACGGUGCAUCAUUGACGAUGGGUAGCUCAGCUAGAUUUCCAAUGUAUGAUAAUGAUUUUGGGUGGGGCCGUCCUUUGGCCAUUAGGAGUGGUAGGGCCAACAAGUUUGAUGGGAAGAUCUCAGCCUUUCCUGGGCGGGAAGGUGGUGGCAGUGUAGAUCUGGAGGUCGUUUUGUCCCCUGAAACAAUGGCUGGGAUUGAAUCUGAUUUUGAGUUUUUGCAAUAUGUAUCUAAGUGAAGUGGAUUAGCUUAGUAUUGAACGGUGGUGAUGAAUUGAUGAUGUUUAUUUUUGUUGUUGAUGAUUUUCCUUUUUGCGGGUUCGAACUGUGAAGGGAUGUUUUAUUGUUUGUAAUUUUGUGACAUAUUUUUCUAGUAAAUUUUAUUUUUCUGCUAA
Jatropha curcas is the source of this 1717-nucleotide messenger RNA. Its product is annotated as HXXXD-type acyl-transferase family protein. The record is from RefSeq and is a predicted model, not a curated record. NCBI's taxonomy places the organism in Eukaryota, Viridiplantae, Streptophyta, Magnoliopsida, Malpighiales, Euphorbiaceae.